Molecule: messenger RNA, 3411 nt
Organism: Penaeus indicus
Lineage: Eukaryota; Metazoa; Arthropoda; Malacostraca; Decapoda; Penaeidae
Product: monocarboxylate transporter 12-like
Exons: 12
Coding region: 934-3411 (825 amino acids)
Biological process (GO): transmembrane transport
Cellular component (GO): membrane
Molecular function (GO): monocarboxylic acid transmembrane transporter activity
Source: RefSeq, a predicted model, not a curated record
CGCAGCGCCGCUCCGGGAACCUCAGAACAUGUGACUUGACUUUUCUUCGGCUUGCUGAAAGCCGUGGAGAGUUCUCUCCAUCUUGGUGUGAUAUUUUUCAUUUUAGGGACUUGAGUUAUGAUUAUGAACAGCUCUUUAUGUUGUUGAUUAUUCAUUUAUUUGUUUACUUUUUCGGGAAGGGAGCGUCGCUUUGGUACUAGUUAAUCUAAUUUUGUUAAAUAGAAGAUUAUUUUUCCAUCAUUUCUCUCCUUAGUAUCACUUGCUGCAUUUUGCUCUAAAUAAAGGCAGCUCCUCAUCUUACUCCUGAGCUAGUCAAUCUGUUCAAAGACUACACAAUUAUAAAAGCUUCAAAAAGUCCAUAUUGUUUGACGGUCCAUCAAACGACGUUUCCCCUUCAUUAAAACAAAUCCUAUAAUAUUUUCUUUUUUGUUUCUCUCCAUCGAAAAGAUCCUUUCCUUAGUAGCAUGGAAACAUAAGUAACAUAAAUAACAAUCAGUAGAAAUAGCCAACAGUCAUAACAACAGAAAACAAUUGUGUUUGGUGUGUUGAUAAAAGUGCAGUGUUUUUUUUCCCUUCUCAUUCGGAAAAUCGGUAUGGAAAAAAAUCCGAUGUUUUGAAAGUGAAGUUGGUGUUUGUGCAUAUUUUGUGUUGUAUUCAUAAAACGGCGGUUUUGCGACGAAGAAGCUUUUGCAGUUUUUGCAGAGGCCAAGGUGUUAAGCAGCUCUUAGGCUUAUCUUCCUCGUUAAUAAGAAGUGUGGACGCGCGGCCCAGGAGAGCCCGCUGCUUCCCCCGCGGUGCGCCCUCGCCGCCGGUGCUGGUGCGGCCGCGUCAGGAUGUGCGUGAGCGGGCGUCGGCCUGUCGGCGGGCCAGGGCUCCGCGGCCCCCCCUAAUGCCCCGCGAGGCUCGCUUCAGCGCGUGAGCCCGCCCAGCGCCAUGGGAGAGAGCAGCGCCGACCUGAUGGAGGGCACGCCCACGCCGCCCUCGUCGCCGCCGCCGCCGCCCGCGGGAGACAGGGCCCGCCGCGGCCCGGCCCGCCUGGCGGCCUUGCUGCGGGCCCGGCGCGUGCGGCUCAUGCGGCAGGACCAGCAGCAGUGCAAACACAGGAACCUCUCGAUGUCAGACUCGGAGUCAGUGAGCGGCUCCGUCAAGUGCCGGUGCGGAUCCCACAAGAGCCUCUCGAGGAACAACUCGACGCAGAGCGCGCAAUCCGCGGCCACCACGCAGACGCUGGUGUCGUCCUCGACGUCGUCCAACAGAGAUGGCCGAGGCAGCGACAAGUUCUCGAGGUAUGAGGACCUCGGCGAUGACAACGUGAUCGACGGUCUCCAGGUUAUCGCCGAGAGGGAGAUGAACUCCUUCCAAAAGCACAUCCCGGGACUCAAGCGCCACGACGCCAAGACAUCCACGAUCCGCCAGCACUACUAUCCUGAAGGAGGCUGGGGAUGGCUCAUCUGUGCGUGUGUGUUCGUCGUUCACGUGCUCACGACGGGCCUUCAGUUCUCCUACGGUGUCCUGUACACGGAUAUGCUGGAACACGUUGGGGACGAUAGAUCCAUGGAUGCAAGCUGGGUCGGUUCGACGAGUCUGGCCAUGUCCCGGCUGUCGGCGCCGCUGGUGGUGGCCCUGUGCCGGAGGAAGAGCACGCGUCUCACGGCUGUCAUCGGGGGCCUUGUCAUGGCACUGGCCAUCCUCUUCGCCUCCUUCGCCCUCCAGCUGCACCAGAUCUUCCUCAGCUACGGCCUGGUGCUGGGCGUGGGCGUGGGCAUGACGAGGGAGACGGCCAACCUGAUGCUCGGCCAGUACUUCAAGCGCAGAAGAGAAUUCGUCGAGAUCAUCGCCCAGUCAGGCUGCGGGAUCGGCAUCACCCUCUUCUCCGUUUUCUUCAAGGAGGCCAUCAGGUCGGUCGGCUGGAGACUCGGCCUGCAGGCUGUGACGGGGGUUGUCUUCACGGCUUUCUUCCUCGGGAUAUUCUACAGGUCGGCUUCUCUCUAUCAUCCGCAGCGCCGGGCCAUCCUGCACCUCAAGAACCAAAAGAGAAAGCAAGUGAAAGACAAGAACAAGGUCGACGCAGAUAAGCCUCCUUACUUUGACCUUAGUUGUCUUAAGGUCAGGUCAGUCCAGAUCCUCAUAGCAACAGCAGCAAUCAGUUCUAUAGGCCUCUACGCUCCACUCUUCUACCUCAUCCUCGGCGCCCAACGCGAGGGCCUGGAGGACUCGGCGCUGAUCCUCCUGCAGACGUUCCUCGGCUUCGCCUACGCCCUCGGCUGCAUUGGCUUCGGGCUCAUCGUCGUCAAGCAGAGUGCCCAGUGCAUGAUCUCGCGGCAGUACCUGUGCCAGGCGUCGCUCUACGGCCUGGGUGUUACCGUCCUGGCUCUCACAGCGGUCCGGGGCUACUACGGCUACGUGCUCUUCAUGUGGCUCUACGGCCUGCUACUCGGAGGCGCCCACUACGCCCUCCAGAUGCUCACCCUCGAGAAAGUGCGGGCGCGGCACUUCUCGAGGGCUUGGGGCUUUAUCCAGGGUGCCACGGCGUUUCCUAUCCUCUUCGGGGUGCCUGUGACAGGCUACAUCAACGAAAGCAACCCCAAGACGGGCUACUUCUUCUCGAGCGUGUUCAUGCUGGCGGGCGCGACCUGCCUCUUCCUGCUGAACUACUUCAAGGAGAAGAUGGCCAAGCACGACACCAGCGUCUCCUUCACAACCGUCGACUCGCACGUCCCUCACGAGCCGUACGCGCUGCCCCUGGAGAACGGGGGCGGCGGUAUCAAGGGGCCUGUGUGCACGUGCGGCGCCGACCCGGGCGCGCCGCCCCCUCCGCAGGGCGUGGCGCACGACCCGGCGCAGGCGCAGGCGUUCAACAAGCUGGGCAAGACCAUCUCGUUCGCCACGUCGGUGGACAUCAUGGAGCCGCGCCUCAAGCCCGAGCUGCUGACGUGCAUCUCGGAGGAGGGGCUCCUCGACCACUACUACGACUACGUGGGCGACUGCGUGACGUCAUGCAACAAGUUCGACAACUUCCUCGCCUUCAACGACUUCGAGGACGGCGUCGACUUCGCGGACGCCGAGGACGAGGAGGACGAGCCCGAGGAGCCGCCGCAGCAGCGCCCGACGCCCGUCCACGCGGCCGGCCGGCGCCUGCGCCAGGCCAGCGGCGUCAGCUUCAGCGAGCCCGAGGGCCUGGCGAGGCUCGGCCAGAGCAGCGGCAGCGCCUGCUCCCUGGGGGGCAUCGGGAACGGGGGCGGAGGGGGCGGGGGAGGGGGCGGAGGAGGCGGGGGCGGGGCGCGCCGCCCGCACCCAGGCCAAGAGUACAACGUGCCGCCCGUGCCUCGCCCGCCCAUCCUCCGCCGGGCGCCUUCGUCGCGCCCCCGCCGCUCCAUCACCGUCAUAGAGGAGAUGACGACGUCCGUGUAG